This is a messenger RNA of Syngnathoides biaculeatus (alligator pipefish), 755 nucleotides long. It is a transcript of the gene ndufab1b, whose product is annotated as NADH:ubiquinone oxidoreductase subunit AB1b. Gene Ontology annotation, molecular function: acyl carrier activity; acyl binding. The coding region runs from base 31 to 528 and encodes 165 amino acids. The transcript has 5 exons. Gene Ontology annotation, cellular component: mitochondrion. Gene Ontology annotation, biological process: fatty acid biosynthetic process. NCBI's taxonomy places the organism in Eukaryota, Metazoa, Chordata, Actinopteri, Syngnathiformes, Syngnathidae. The record is from RefSeq and is a predicted model, not a curated record.
CAGUCGCGUCUUCUUCCUAGCUUGCAGUGCAUGCUGGGAGCCCGCCGAGUUCUCUCAGUCAUGGCGUCCAGCGUCCUACACCAGUGUCUCCGCUCUCUUGCGCGACCCUCGCUGCGGCUUCUGUCCGCCAAUUUGGCAGUGAGAGCCGCUUCGGGUCUCUCAGCAGCCGCACUCCGACCUCUCUCGUUCGCCGCGGCCAGCCGGAGGACGCGGUGGCUCGGCCAAGGCCCGAUCUCCUCGGGCGUGCUUUGCCGACAGUACGGCGACCUGCCCCCCCUCACCCUAGAGACCAUCAAAGACCGCGUCAUGUACGUCCUCAAGCUCUACGACAAGAUUAAUCCCGAGAAGUUGCAGACGUCAUCCCACUUUAUGAAAGACUUGGGUCUGGACAGCCUGGACCAAGUGGAGAUCAUUAUGGCCAUGGAAGAUGAGUUUGGGUUUGAGAUUCCUGACGCAGAAGCCGAGAAGUUGAUGACUCCUUCGGAGAUCGUGCAGUACAUCGCAGACAAGAAGGAUGUUUAUGAGUAAAAAAAAAGGAGUGUCACCCCAUCCAACCUUCACAGGAAGGUGACCUCGAAUAAUUGGUCCACGUCCCCACUGUUGGCGCUUCUCUUUGUGGUGUUGUGGGCAUCUGCUGCUCCUGCUGCAGCGUUUUACGUUUGUAUUUAAAUGAACGGCUCAAAUCAACUUUUUUCCCCCCUUUCACACAUUGUACAAUUUUUUUGAGUUGAUCAAUAAAGAAGUCUCUGUGGAAA